This is a messenger RNA of Coniosporium apollinis CBS 100218, 1521 nucleotides long. RefSeq lists its product as uncharacterized. The record is from RefSeq and is a predicted model, not a curated record. NCBI's taxonomy places the organism in Eukaryota, Fungi, Ascomycota, Dothideomycetes. The transcript is spliced from 3 exons. Gene Ontology annotation, biological process: peroxisome organization. The coding region runs from base 1 to 1521 and encodes 506 amino acids. Gene Ontology annotation, cellular component: peroxisomal membrane.
AUGGACGACACCAACUAUGGAACCCUCGCAAACCGGGAUAGCCCUAUCCCCACCGUCUCCGUCACAGGCCCUCAAGGCGAUACACCCUCGCCAGCGAGCAGCGAGCGGAGACAGGGCAAGCGAGAUGCACUCAAGCAGUCGCUGUCUUCGUCAAAGUUGAAAGAGAAGCUGGAAGGUCUCGAAGGUCAGAAAGCUGAAUCGAGUAGCUUGCAAGACCGCGUGUUCACAAUGCUUCUACAACAGGUUAUCCCGUCGCAAGAAGGCGACGAACAGGACGAACCCAAGGACAGAAGAUCGAGGAAGUAUGUCGAACGUCCCGGCUUUAGUCUACCGACAAUGUCGAACAACUUUCGGCGCUUUAACGCGAGAAUCGGCGUGGCUUUCAUCUUCCAGAACCGCCUCAUCCGCCUCUUCACCUGGCGCGUCCCCACCCACACGCUCUCCUUCCUCGCCAUAUACAGCUUCAUCUGCCUUGACCCAAGCCUUCUGGCAGUUGCCCCUCUCGCCUUCUGCCUCUUCUUCGUCAUGGUCCCCGCCUUUCUAGCCCGCCAUCCACCGCCCCCCUCUCACACUUCCACAGAGCUCUACCCCUUGCAAGGCCCACCCCUAGCGCCCCCGCAAAGCAUAAAGCCCGCGGCCGACCUCUCCAAAGACUUCUUCCGCAACAUGCGCGACCUGCAGAACAGCAUGGACGAUUUCUCGCGCCUGCACGACCAAACCAUCACGGUACUCGCUCCACCGACGAAUUUCUCCAACGAGGCGCUGUCUUCGACCAUCUUCCUCAUCCUCUUCGUUCUCUCCUGCGUAAUGUUCAUUGCCGCACACCUGCUGCCCUGGCGCGCCAUCGCCCUAGUCAGCGGCUGGGCAUUCACAUGCGCCAACCAUCCCUACUUGGUCGACCUCCUGCACUCCACAGACGCCGAGGCCCGCUUCGAGAACCACGAGGCGGAAGCAAAGUCCUGGCUCCUCGGUUGGUCGAGCAAAGACAUCGACUUGUCCGGCAGCCCUGAGGUCCGCGAAGUCGAGACCUUUGAGCUGCAGUACCGUCCUUACCGCUAUCCGGCCGCCGAGUACGAACCCUUUGUCUUUGGGCCCUCGCCUUAUGUUCUUCUCUCCCCGGCUAGGAUCGCAGGCGACAAGCCCAAAGGGACUCGCUUCUUCGAAGACGUCGCCGCGCCGCGGGGCUGGCGCUGGAGCGACAAGAAGUGGACGCUUGAUCUUGGGAGCCGGGAAUGGGUGGAGGAGAGGUGCAUUACUGGUGUUGAGGUGGAAAUGGAAGGUGAGAGAUGGGUCUAUGAUAUCGACUAUGAUGAAGAUACGCCGAUAGUGGAAGGGGAGACUGGACGUAAGAGGAUGGAAGGGAAGGGGAAAGGGAAGGAGGUCAUCAAGACGUGGGAGGAGGGAGACGGGACUGGUAGGAGGGGCCAGUGGAGGCGGAGAAGAUGGGUUAGGCUUGUGGAGAGGAAGAGCAUGGGUGAGAACGCGGCGAACGUGGCCAAUGUAGCGAAAGCGCAGCGGUGA